AUGUGGAUGGAGCUGAAUGACAAAUAUGCUGAAAACGAGAACGACAACGAAUCCUUCAUGAUGGAGAAGUCUAAGGCAAGCUAUGGUGGUGUGAAGGUGCGCGCUCAAGUUGACCUUGUCAAGCACAAGAACCAGCCUAGGAGGAAUGUGAAGAACGAGAAGACCAAGUCUGGGUAUUUAGGGCCAAAGGCUAAUGUUAUGAAGAAGAAGAAGUCUGAGAUUGUUUGCUACAUUUGUGGUGGGUUAGAUUACAAGGCCAAUAGAUGUUGUGAUCGUAAGGGCAAAGGGACGACAACUGAGCAGCAGAAGAGUGCAGAUGGUGGAUCCGUGCUAAUGGGAAACAGGGUAUCGGUAGCAGUACACGGAGUAGGACAAGUGAGCCUGAAGCUAACUUCCGGCAAGACUCUUGUCCUAAAGGAUGUGCUAGUAUUUGCUGGAGAUGGUUUUAGACGGUUGCCUGACAGCUUUAAGUCCACAACAAGCAAUGUUCCAUCUGGCAGAUCUCUCAUGUAUUUCUGUCUAUUUCUUGCUAGUGGCAUAUUCCUAGUUUUCAUUGCAUCCAUGAUAUUUCUGCCAGUCAUGGUAAUAAUGCCUCAAAAGUUUGCAAUCCGUUUCACUGCGGGAUGUGCCUUCAUAAUCGGAUCAUUCUUUGCGUUGAAAGGGCCUAAGAAUCAGCUCUAUCAUAUGAUUUCCAAAGCGAGACUACCUUUCACUCUGGGGUUUGUCGGCAGCAUGGUUGCUACCAUCUAUGUGUCAAUGGUGCUUCGUAGCUACAUACUUUCUGUUUUCUUCUCCAUGCUUCAGGUCCUUACUCUAGCAUAUUAUGCUAUCUCAUAUUUCCCUGGUGGAUCUGCUGGAAUGAAGUUUCUAUCAUCUGCCCUUGUGUCCUCGGUGCUGAGAUGCUUCGGGCGAUGA
Messenger RNA from Phragmites australis (common reed), 915 nucleotides. RefSeq lists its product as uncharacterized. The transcript has 6 exons. Gene Ontology annotation, biological process: vesicle-mediated transport. Gene Ontology annotation, cellular component: membrane. Bases 1 to 915 code for a protein of 304 amino acids. Lineage: Eukaryota; Viridiplantae; Streptophyta; Magnoliopsida; Poales; Poaceae. The record is from RefSeq and is a predicted model, not a curated record.